This is a messenger RNA of Magallana angulata, 668 nucleotides long. RefSeq names its product cerebellin-3-like. Bases 81 to 668 code for a protein of 195 amino acids. The transcript has 4 exons. The record is from RefSeq and is a predicted model, not a curated record. Lineage: Eukaryota; Metazoa; Mollusca; Bivalvia; Ostreida; Ostreidae. Gene Ontology annotation, molecular function: protein binding.
GUAUCCGUGUGCAAUGGUAUAUAAGUGUCCGUCCUUUGCUGAACUGUUUAACUGAAGUUGUUAGACCUCACUGCAUAACAAUGAAGGAAGCAUCUGGAAGAAUCGUUAUUAUAUUCUGCUUUGUUUGUGUGGUGUGUAUAGUAUCAAGUACCCACGGCGAACAGAUUAAAACUAAGAUUGUACAAAGAAAAUCCCAGGAUGAUACAUAUCAUAUUUUACAUAUGAUUGCAAAUCUUCAAAGAGAAAUGAAAGAUGUCCAAAGAACGAUGAAAGAGCGACAAAAACAUAUAGCGUUCACUGCCUUACAAGAUGAAACUGGUCAACGAAUAACACAUCCGUCACAGGUCGUGAAAUACAACCAGGUCCUGUUAAACAUUGGCGGUGGGUACCAAAAGCACAGCGGUCACUUUGUUGCUCCCGUCGAUGGAACAUACGUGUUCUUUCUUUCUUUGCUACCAACUCCAGGAACGUCGGCCUCGUUUUUUAUCUUUGUUAACAGCCGGUCGACGGUAGAAGCGUUAAACGUGAGCAGUAACAUGGCCAUUGUAUCCCUCAGCAAAGGAGACCACGUGUGGGUCAUGUCUCAUCCAGGCGGGAGAGUUGAUCCACGACAACGUUUACAGUACGCGGGAAACACCUUCUCUGGAUUUCUUGUUUAUCAGAAAUAA